This is a messenger RNA of Vombatus ursinus (common wombat), 987 nucleotides long. RefSeq names its product tescalcin (gene TESC). The transcript is spliced from 8 exons. NCBI's taxonomy places the organism in Eukaryota, Metazoa, Chordata, Mammalia, Diprotodontia, Vombatidae. Gene Ontology annotation, molecular function: calcium ion binding. The coding region runs from base 128 to 772 and encodes 214 amino acids. The record is from RefSeq and is a predicted model, not a curated record.
CCUGCGCUCCCCUACCCAUCGUGGGGGCACCCCAGGGCAGUGGAGUAGAGGGGUGUCCGCGCGGGCUGCUCCCCAGCGCUGUCCCAGGCCGGCGCAGCCCCUCCUCGCCUAGCUCCCUUCUGGAAGGAUGGGCUCUUCCCAGUCCAUGUCGGAGGAGGUCCGGGAACUCGUGGGCAAGACUGGUUUCUCUUCAGACCAAAUCGAACAGCUUCAUCGAAGAUUCAAGCAGCUGAGUGGGAACCAGCCGACCAUCCGCAAAGAAAACUUUAACAAUAUCCCUGACCUGGAGCUCAACCCGAUCAGAUCCAAAAUCAUCCGUGCCUUCUUUGACAACAGGAACCUCCGCAAAGCACCCAGUGGCUUGGCUGAUGAGAUUAACUUUGAGGAUUUCCUGACCAUAAUGUCUUACUUCAGACCCAUUGAGACCAACGUGGGUGAGGAGCAGCUGGAGCACUGCAGGAAGGAAAAGCUAAGAUUUCUCUUUCACAUGUACGACUCUGACAGCGAUGGACGGAUCACCUUGGAAGAAUAUCGAAAUGUGGUAGAGGAACUGCUUUCCGGAAACCCCCACAUUGAAAAGGAGUCAGCCAGAUCUAUUGCUGAUGGAGCCAUGAUGGAGGCUGCCAGUGUCUGUGUGGGACAAAUGCAACCGGAUCAAGUGUACGAGGGAAUCACCUUUGAUGACUUUCUAAAGAUCUGGCAGGGGAUAGACAUAGAGACCAAGAUGCACGUCCGCUUCCUCAAUAUGGAGACCAUUGCCCUUUGCCACUGACCUCUGCCUGCCUCCUCUGCAAAGGGCGAAGAUGCCGAUGGUGCCCUGGAGCAGCUCAUCAAGGCUGCUGGUACCAAAUGAAUGUGGUUUUUUUUGCUACUGACGUGUCUACGAUCAACUUGCUAAUGUGCUUCUAUUGUUUUCCUGUACAGAAUGGAUGGUGUGUGAGACUUGACUGACUUUUUAUCUCUAAUAAAUUAGGUUUUGUUAAUGAA